AAGGCAUACAUGCGCCCUCUAGAUGAGGUCAAGAUCAUCCAAGAAGCAAGAAAAGCUUCUAGAUUCCAACGCUGGCUGCGUCUUCCCCGCGAUCGCUUCGUCAAAUCCGCGCGCGCGUCGUGUCGUGUCGCGUACGCGCGCAUGCGUCGUCUCCUUCCUCCACCACUCGCCGUCGAUCGCACUCACUCGCUCACCACCACCACCACUUUCUCCGGCCGGCCUCUUCUAGCUCGCUAUAUCGCGACCAGUACGCUCUGCUACUAGUACUCAGUUACUCUCGUAGUAGGCCAUGCUCCAGGCCAGCUCGGAGGCGGCGGCGGCAGGGAUGUGGGUGCCCGGGAUGAGCCCGCAGGGGGUGGACGCCGGGUCGGCGAGGGCGCAGGAGAUCGCGCGGAGGAGGGAGGAGAUGCUCGGGAUGCUGCGUGAUCUACCGGAGUCGGAGUACGAGCUCUCGCUCACGGACCUCGUCGAGAAGACCGGCGGCGCCGUGGCGCCGGCUUCGCCUUCGCCGUCCGAGGGGAAGGAGCAACCGGGCCCGGGGGAGACGGGGCGGACGUCGUCCGGCAGGCAGCAGCAGCCGCCGCCGCCGGCGGCGGGGAGGCCGGAGAGGAGAGGGUCGGCGAGGCGGCGGGACAGCGGGGGCAGCAGCUUCCGCAGCAGCAGCGACGGCGUCCUGCUUAACUUCUACAUGCCCCGCUCCCUCACCCGCAGCUUCACCGCGCCGCGCCCAGCUGGGCCCGGCCGGCCGCCGUCAGUCUCCGGCGGCCGGAGCGCCAGUAUCUGCUCCGAUCGCAACAAGAGGGAGAGAGACGGCGAGACCGUCCGGUGCUGGUCGCUGCUGUGGGAUCGGCGGUGGCGCAAGUCGAGCCGGGGAGACCACGCCGGCGAGUCGGCCAUCCGGGCGGCGAUCCUCAAGGCGGCAAAGCACGACGCUUCUUCCCCAAAGAAAGUCUGAAGUUUUGCUGCUGGCUUCCAUAUGUUUUGCUCUUUAGCUAGCGGCAGACUAUGGGUGUAUCGUUCGUUGUUGAUGUGUGUGGUUAUGUACAUACUUCAAUUCGAGUGUGAUAUGGUAGUGUUAAUUUUGUGUUUUGUGAAUUGAUUGUGUAUGUAAAAGUAGAGAUAGGCAUAUGGAAUGCUUUCAUAACUCAACUUCAGUUUAUAAUGGAAGGCGAGGGAGAUGAAUCAUAUAUAUCGUUUCGGAAACAUUCUACAAAAUUGAGAUGCGACAUUGAACAGAUCGACUGUCUGCAUAGCCCCGUUUUGCUUCCAUGCCUUGCAUUAGAAAAUAAUUUAACGGGCAGUAC
This is a messenger RNA of Oryza brachyantha (malo sina), 1304 nucleotides long. RefSeq lists its product as uncharacterized. NCBI's taxonomy places the organism in Eukaryota, Viridiplantae, Streptophyta, Magnoliopsida, Poales, Poaceae. The transcript is spliced from 2 exons. Bases 290 to 955 code for a protein of 221 amino acids. The record is from RefSeq and is a predicted model, not a curated record.